AAGGUUCCUCCUCCAUUCUGCCGUCUGUGCUUUCCAGUGAAGCGCCGUCGGUCUCUCAGCCGAAAGCAGUUAUCCCCGCUGCCUCGCCGACUGGCCGCUGCGUCGCCGUCGCGCAGAGAGAGAGAGGUUUCUUCGUCUUCUUUUUCAAUCCGUCAACUCUGCACAUUGGGCGGAGAUGCAUAAACCUGUUUCCAUUCUUCACAUUUUCCACUCUAACCUCCAUGGUGUAUAAGCUGUAAGGUUCCCUUGUGCAGCCCAGGGGAAAAUGGCAAGUUAUUUGUGGCGGAAAUAUGCAGAUUAUGUGUACUCGAAGUGGGAGAAGACAAUUCUCUGGGACAUGGUUGAGCCAUACAGGCGGCCCAAAUCUUUCACCCCUCUCGUGACAAUCUAUAUUGUUGCUUUUUAUACCGGGGUAAUUGGAGCUGCCGUCACAGAGCAACUUUAUAAGGAGAAAUACUGGGAAGAACACCCUGGCCAAGCAGUCCCUCUAAUGAAGCCAAAGUUCUAUUCUGGUCCUUGGAAGGUAAUGAGAGGGGAUACUCUUCCUCCCACACAGUGAAAUACAGUCAUCUAUGUUAUUUUCUUCAUAUAAUCUUACCGAUUGAAGCAUGCAAAUAUGUGCUUGUCGAUAGCUAGCUGAAUCCUGGUGCUACUAUUACUGCAUAUUUCACAACAGGGAUUUGUGUUUCAUAUGCAUUGAGGAAGCGCUCUAGUAUUUGUGUGAUUCUGAUGGCAUUCUGUAUGUUGAUACUGAGAUGGUAAUAAAUAAUAAUACUAAUAAUCUGAGAGGUACUUUUAUUCUUGCUC
Molecule: messenger RNA, 807 nt
Organism: Diospyros lotus (date-plum)
Lineage: Eukaryota; Viridiplantae; Streptophyta; Magnoliopsida; Ericales; Ebenaceae
Exons: 3
Coding region: 266-559 (97 amino acids)
Source: RefSeq, a predicted model, not a curated record